Aspergillus steynii IBT 23096 is the source of this 1675-nucleotide messenger RNA. RefSeq names its product hydroxyacid-oxoacid transhydrogenase. Gene Ontology annotation, molecular function: metal ion binding; alcohol dehydrogenase (NAD+) activity. The record is from RefSeq and is a predicted model, not a curated record. Gene Ontology annotation, cellular component: mitochondrion. The coding region runs from base 106 to 1593 and encodes 495 amino acids. NCBI's taxonomy places the organism in Eukaryota, Fungi, Ascomycota, Eurotiomycetes, Eurotiales, Aspergillaceae. The transcript is spliced from 3 exons.
UCUCCAUCUUCCAUCUUCUGUCAUCUUAAAAUAUCCCAGGUCUCGGUCUUGAAUCAAUUCCACUCUUCGUUUCUCCAUACCUUACACCAGGUAACCACACCCAUUAUGGUCACACCCUCGAUCCGAGUGGCCCCCUCGGCCGCCAACAGAGCCCUCAACCUCCUACGCACCGUCCAGUACACACACCCUCCCUCGUGUCCCUGCCAUUCAAAUCCCAAUCACCACCACCAUCAUCGCUCCCCGACCCUUGCCGACCAUGUUCGCCGUCACAUGGCCACCCCCGUGGACCCUUCGCGCCAGAAGGAAUAUGCAUUUGAGAUGGCCGCCUCUAGCAUCCGGUUCGGUCCGGGCGCGACCAAGGAGGUGGGGAUGGAUUUCGCCAACAUGAAGGCCAAGCGCGUCUGCGUGGUGACGGAUAGCACCGUGGUGAAACUGGACGCCAUGAAGCAGGCUGCGGAGGGCCUGUCGAGUGAGGGAAUUGAGUUUACGGUCUUUGAUAAGGUCCGAAUUGAGCCGAAGGACUACUCGAUUAAAGAGGCGAUUGAAUUCGCGAAACCGUAUAAUCCGGACGCUUUUCUUGCUGUUGGCGGUGGAUCGGUCAUUGAUACCGCCAAGCUCAUGAACCUCUACACGGUCUUCCCCGAGGCCGACUUUCUCGACUUUGUCAACGCACCGCUAGGCAAGGGGCUUCCGGUGAACCGGCCUCUGAAGCCGCUCGUGGCCGUGCCGACCACGGCAGGUACCGGCUCGGAGACCACGGGCACCGCCAUCUUCGACCUCGUAUCCAAAAAGGCUAAGACCGGGAUUGCGCACCGGAAUCUGAAGCCCACGCUGGGAAUCUGCGACCCCCUCAACACGCGCACCAUGCCCUCCGCCGUGAAAGCGGCCUCGGGUCUCGAUGUGCUCUGCCACUCGCUCGAGUCGUGGACGGCCAUCCCGUACAACGAGCGCACGCCUCGCCCGACGAACCCGAUCAAUCGUCCUGCCUACCAGGGAGCCAAUCCCAUCUCGGAUAUUUUCUCGCUGCAGUCUCUUCGCAGCACCGUGCAGUAUCUCCCGCGGGCUGUGCGAGACCCAGACGACAUGGAGGCGCAGUCGCAGAUGCUCUUGGCCGCGACGCUGGCCGGCGUUGGUUUCGGAAACGCGGGCGUGCACCUCUGCCACGGCAUGAGUUAUCCCAUCUCCAGCCAGAACCCGGGCUACCAGCAUGCCGGCUACGAGGUCGACCAGCCCAUUAUCCCGCACGGCGUGUCUGUUGCCGUGACGGCGCCCGCCGUCUUCCGAUUCACGGCCGCAUCCAACCCAGACCGGCAUCUGGCCGCGGCCGAGGCGUUCGGCGUGGACAUCUCGAACGUCAAGCGCGAGAGCGCGGGUGAGGUGCUGGGCGAGGCACUGGCCGACUUCCUGGCCAAGCUGGGCGAUCAGCCUCGUGGACUGAAGGAUCUGGGAUUCAAGCCAUCGGACGUGGAGUCGCUGGUGGAGGGGACGCUCCCGCAGAAGCGGGUGCUGAUGCUUGCUCCCAAUCUCAACGAGGAAUUGGAAGCUGAGAAGGGGGAGCUGAGAAAGUUGCUGGAAGAGUCUAUGUCAUAUUAAAGCUCUUGGACAAUUGGUUUCCCCCUCGUGUAUAUAUAGUAUGAAAAUGAUAUAACGCUGCAAUGAAACACUUUUAUCUGAC